CUCUUCCACCCCCCCCCCCCCCCCCCGGGCAACGGCGAGGACAUACAGACAAAGCGAUCGAAGGCGACAGCUGCGCGCGGACACCGCAGUCCCGCGCCGUCCCUCCGUCUCUCUCGUCACCCUCCCCCGGAAGAGGAGUGAGCUCGGCGAAGAUGUUCUCGGGAUCAGCAGUCGGCGGCGGAGACGGAGGCUGCUCUUCUCUGAGCGCGCUCGUCCCUAUUCUCGCUCUGGCCUGCUUCGACGGCGUUCUUGCUUUCGUCGCUUUCUCUCAGGUCAUUCGAAUUCAUUUGAGAAAUCAGGAAGCUGGAUGGACUCGCCAAAAAGUUCUUCAUCUAAUGCUUGGCUGCUCCAACUUUGGUUAUUUCAUAUUUUUUGCAUCGACAUUAGUUGCACAGUGUGAGAGGUGGCUGUGUUGGUCCAAAAUGUGUGGAUUCAUUUUCAUGGCCUAUCCGAAAAUUCUGUUCCUUGCUGCAUUUCUUUUACUCCUAUCCUUCUGGGUCGACCUUUGCCAUCAGGCGAAUGAUGAAGAGGAGGAUGGUGGUAAUGAUAACGAAGAAAACAGUAGCCAGCAGUCUUUGUUGGACUCAAAGGCUAAAUAUUCACCAAUCUCAGAAAGGCGAUGUAGAUGUUGUUCUUUUCAAAACAUCGAAGUUGGCAGCCGACAGAAGUUUGUAAUUGCGGUUGUUGCAGUUGUCUUUGUCCUAAUGCUAUGCUUCGCUGUGCUAAUCUGGAUAGGCACAGGGAAGAAUCCUAUUGAUUCUUUGUCAGUUGCUCAGGUCUACGUGCAUUUUUGCGCUGUAACAAGUUUAUUACUGGGUGGAGCUUUGGGUUACUAUGGUAUCCUCCUAUUUUUAGAACUGAGGAAAUUACGGUCCGAGAGGUCUUCAGCUGAUAUGUGGAAGGUCGGUGGCUUAGCGGUCGUCUCUGUUCUCUGCUUCACAUCAAGUGCUUUGAUAGCUCUUUUAACUGAUUCUCCUCUAUUCUAUAGCAUGCAUUUAUCGGAAAUAAAAGGAAUAAAGCUACCAGUUCUUCUGAUUUUCUACCAUUUUAUAGGUGUAACGGUGCCAUCAUCCUUUCUGUUAUGGGUAAUGAGAGAACUUCCGCGUCCAAUCACAUCCCCUUCUCAGGCUGAACAAACGGUGAUAACUUUCAUCAGUUAUGACCCUUCUAUCACGCAUAGUCCGAGACAGCAGGCUGCGGCAACUAGCUCAACAAACCAGGUGCUGAGAUAAACUCCUAUAUAGGCAUGCGUACUAUGGGUGUUUCAAAUAACAUGAUUUGAGCAGAAGCAAGGGCUAAAUGGCAUGCAAGACGAUAUCAUAUCAAGCUUCUGAGAGCAGUCCAGCAGCUCCAGCUCCGACUUUGUAUUUAAACAUGCAAAAGCAAGAGUGAUAGAUGGGCAGGCCUGCAGCUCGAAUGAUCAAGUUCCUACCAGUAGGUUUGGGAUAGCAUUUAUUUUUCUUCGUUUGUGCGGUACAUCUGCUAUGAGAUCUUAGAUGUAUGCGUAUGUUUAGGGAGAGAGCGAAGAUGUUUAUUUGAUUUGGAUUGCCUAUUGUUUUCAGUUGUAGGAGAUUUUACUUUUGUGCAGAUCAAACAGACCUUCGCUUAUCUUUCCUCAUGUUUAUUGGCAAUUGAAGUAGCGAUUAAUUUACGAGGAUGAAAGAGUUUGAAAUUAUACAGAUUGGAAUGAUCUCGUCUCCUCAUGAUCUGCUGUCAUUCGAGUUAUCUGUUUCUUUAGCAGUCAUCUGUGUGUUUGCGAAAGCAAUUCAUUGGUCCGAUUUGCUAGAAGAACAUGCUCUGUAUCGUGAGCCAGCGGUGAGGCACGGGCUCGACUAUGAGCAUAUUCAGCAUCGUGCUAGAUCGGAUUCUUGCACAGUUGCCUCAAGGUUUCGGCUUUAGUUUGCGCUAUAAUGUGGAUUCGGGUUGUGGAUUAUGUUGAGACAUCACAAAGAUGAAGUGGAGCCCAAUAGAUUGGCCGCUGCCAGACUCGGUUUGAAAUGAGGCUGGGACUGAACUGGGUUGACAUGGGUCAAUGCAGGACCAAUGCGUCAUAUAGUCGGGGCACUCGAUAUGAAUCACUGGUCAAGCAGUGGCAGAGUUAUAUUAAAAGAAUCGAAUGACGAACCAAUGUCGAGUACUUUUGAAAUACGUUGAGAGUCAAAUGUGUCCAAGAUUUCAUUGCCAACAUCUUUGGAAGAAGUAUGGCAAGCUAAAAAUAUUUGACGAUAAGUCUGCUGAGAUAUGUAAGAUUUUGUUUCCUUCGGUUUCCUCCGUAUCCAGGCAAAGGUGAGAGGAAUUGGUAUCU
This is a messenger RNA of Punica granatum (pomegranate), 2305 nucleotides long. The record is from RefSeq and is a predicted model, not a curated record. Lineage: Eukaryota; Viridiplantae; Streptophyta; Magnoliopsida; Myrtales; Lythraceae.